AUGUCUUUACCAUCCCUCAAUCCUGAAAAGACAGCUUCGGGUAUCAUAGUGGAUCCAAGCACUUUAGAGAGAGUGAUCCCUCAAUCUAAGAGGAAAGAUGGAACCGUUCGAAAAGAACAGAAAGUUCGACCUGGAUUCACACCUCAAGAAGAUGUAGGUAGAUUUCGAUCUACAAGACAAGCUCAGGAAGAUGCUAGAUCAUCUUCACGUCCAACUAUACCAGGAUCAAAUAAACCUAAAUCUCAAUCUGCUAGUAAUAGCGAGAACAACCCAUUCGCAUCUGAACUUAGAGAAAAGACGAAAGCGCAAUUGAAGAAUGAGAAAAGGAGAGAAAAGAAAAGAGAGAAAGUAUCCGUUAAUUGGGACGAAGAUGAUGAUGACGAAGAUGGUGAAGGUGAACUGGAUCAAGCUUUCAAAGAUGUGGAUCAACAACGUAAUAAUUCAGUAGCUGGAGAAGGUAAAGGAGCGGAACAGAGCUUCCCACCUUUCGAAGGCUCAGGUGGUGUUCCCAAUGAAAGCAUAAUAGAUGAAUUAAAGGAUAAACCAGAAAGUGUAGGUAAAACAGCAGCUAUAGAACCCACUCCUCCUGUAGCAGCUACUCCUCCGACACCGGAAUCAAGCUCGACCCCUCCUCCAUCUUCCACAAACAAAAAACCUUCGAUCCUAAAUGAUAGGAAAGACGAGUUAUCAUCCUCAUCGCAACCUCAUCCUAUCCAAGGAGGUCGAAAAGGACCUUUGGGGUUAGCACAUCCUCCACCUAUCGAAGAGCCUAAACCCUCACCUCCAAGUAGAGCAGAUGGUAAUGAUUGGCGAACAGUGAAAAAGCCUCAAGGAAACAGAAAGAAUAACAAUAACGAUAGUAAGCCUAGCGGACAACAAGGAAAGUCCAAUGGUAAACCUAAUCAGAAUAAAGGAAACAAGCAACAAAACCAACAACGAUCUAAGCCUGAGGACAAACCCGCUCCCGCAUCUCCCGCGCCAAGGGAAAGAAAAGAAGUCAAAGUGCGUCAAGGCGGUGCGAACGAUAUCUCCUCAUUAGCAAGCAGGGUUAGGAAUCUCGUAGUCGCUAAUACAGUCGGAAAUACUCCCAAAGAGAAGAAGGAGACACCUACACCGGCCGCAUAG
Molecule: messenger RNA, 1125 nt
Organism: Kwoniella shivajii
Lineage: Eukaryota; Fungi; Basidiomycota; Tremellomycetes; Tremellales; Cryptococcaceae
Exons: 2
Coding region: 1-1125 (374 amino acids)
Source: RefSeq, a predicted model, not a curated record